CAACGCCCUACUCAUCGCCGGACAAGGUGAUAAGCUGACGCCUGACGGCACAGGGCGCUCUCCACCGGCUCCAUACCCUCCUCCCCCAGCCCUCCGCCGAGUCGCGCCUCAUCUCCCACCGGCGCGGCGGCGCUUGCGCCGAAGUCUCCCGCCAGUCAACCGCUGUGCGCCGUGCUGCAGGUUUCUUUGGAAGAGAAUGGCGGGAGGCAGCGAGGCCAGGGGCGGUGAGUGCUGCUACUACACGACGGACGACGCGCUGUCCCAGGUGGGCUUCGGGAGGUUCCAGGCGCUGGUGCUGGCCUACGCCGGCGUGGGCUGGACCGCGGAGGCCAUGGAGAUCAUGAUGCUGUCCUUCGUCGGCCCGUCCGUGAAGGACGAGUGGGGAAUCUCGGGCCAGCAGGAAGGGCUCAUCACCAGCGUCGUCUUCGCCGGGAUGAUCAUCGGGGGCUGCCUCGGGGGCGUCAUCUCGGACUCAUAUGGCAGAAGGGCUGGUUUUCUAUUCACUGCUGUUGUCACUGGCAUAUUUGGUUUUCUUAGUGCUUUAUCACCUAACUACAUAUGCCUAUUAUCCCUCCGCUUUAUUGUCGGUAUGGGAUUGGGUUCUGGUCAUGUUCUUGGUACUUGGUUCCUAGAGUUUGUUCCUGCUGCAAAUAGGGGUACUUGGGUGGUUGUCUUCCAUUGUACUUGGACUUUCGGAACAAUCCUUCAGGCUCUUAUUGCAUGGGCUAUCAUGCCAGUACUUGGAUGGAGGUGGUUGAUAGCGAUGUCUUCAACACCGUGUUUCAUUCUGCUUAUUUUCUACUGUAUAACACCUGAAUCACCACGGUACCUCUGCUCAAGAGGUAGAACAGCUGAUGCUCAAUUUAUUUUGGAGAGAAUAGCAAUAAUGAACAACAUGGCUCUGCCCUCUGGCAUCUUAAUAGUUGUCCCACAAAGAAGGUCUGAUGAUGUUGUUGAUCUGGAGACAAUAGUACCGCUAAUUCUUUCACAAGAUAGUGCUGCAACUAACGUGUGCAUGAGCUCCUCUAUAUCCAGAUCUAUUAAUGCAUUGUGCACACUUGUGUCGCGAAGCCUGAUUAGAUCUACACUUCUUCUUUGGUUUGUCUACUUUGCAUUUUGUUUUGCUUACUAUGGCAUAGUAUUGCUAACAUCGGAACUAAGCAAUGGUGCAAGGAGAUGUGGACCUGUUGGUAUGCAUUUCUGGCAGCAAAAUGAUGCCAGACUCUACAGAGAUGUCCUGGUGACAAGUAUUGCGGAAUUUCCUGGUCUGAUUUUGGCGGCUCUAUUGGUUGACAAGGUUGGUCGCAAACUGUCAAUGGGAGCGUUUGCUUUUCUGUGCCUUGUUUCCAUCGCUCCACUUGCUGCACCUCUAGAAGAAGGUUUAGCAACCGUCCUUCUAUUCAGUGCCCGGACUAGUAUCACUGGAAGUUAUGCUGUUCUCUAUAUUUACGGCCCUGAGAUCUACCCUUCAUCAUGUCGAAACACCGGAGUGGGAGUCGCGACUUCUCUCGGCCGGAUAGGUGGCAUGAUUGCCCCACUCAUAGCUGUAGGAUUGUUAGAGAGCUGUCAUCAGAAAGAAGCUGUGUUUGUCUUCGAUCUUGUACUCUUUCUUGCAGCAAUUGCCUGUGCCCUCUUCCCUCUAGAGACCAAGGGCUGCCAGAUUCAGUAAGAUCUCAUGCUCCACAAUUCCCAUGGACGGACAGUUGCAUACCCAUCAGAUUAAAUUAUAGCUAGUUAGCUACCAUA
Messenger RNA from Hordeum vulgare subsp. vulgare (domesticated barley), 1746 nucleotides. Its product is annotated as organic cation/carnitine transporter 7-like. The coding region runs from base 197 to 1669 and encodes 490 amino acids. The record is from RefSeq and is a predicted model, not a curated record. Gene Ontology annotation, cellular component: membrane. The transcript is spliced from 5 exons. Gene Ontology annotation, biological process: transmembrane transport. Lineage: Eukaryota; Viridiplantae; Streptophyta; Magnoliopsida; Poales; Poaceae. Gene Ontology annotation, molecular function: transmembrane transporter activity.